UUCCCACAUGAACCUACGUGGAGUUCCACAAAAUAAUUCUUUUUCUUAUUUUCUCACAUUCCCCGUCUUCUUUGGGCCAUGUCCUGAAACCCAGCAAGGCUCAACCGGCGGAAAUUAUUAAAUCUUCAACAGCCAGCAACCCCCUCGUUUCCCUCCCUUUUUCUCGCUCUUUAUAUCUACCCACAUACUUUUGCUACGUGUAAUGCUCGAGUCCUCUCAAAAUCUACAGUAUAAGUAUUGGUUUCCACCUGGGUUUUCUUUUACGGUGGAAGAAGAGCUACCAUGGACAAAGAGAACUUAUGCAACGCUGAUUUCAAUUCCAAUUUCUGCUUCCCUGAUGAGUUUCCUUACGGGUUUGAUUCCUUUGGUUCCUCUUCUGCUCUAAGCUCCCCGGUUGAAUCGGUUGUGGGUUCCACCGAGACACAGAGUAGUGAAGAUGAUGAUUUCCUAGCUGGUUUGACUCGUCGCCUGACUGGGAAACUCGUCGUUGAGCCUAAUAAGAAAAAGUGGGUCAUGGCCGGGUCACCCAAAUCGAUACUUAGUGGAAUCGGAAGUUGGUCGCUGUCAAGCAACGGCAGCUCGAAUAGUGAAACUUCGCCUCCAACGACGCCCUUUGGGGCCAAAAGUGAACCGUGUGACUUGAUUUUGCCAGCCGGUGGUCCUGUUUUGAGGUUAGAGAUGAAUAAUGAAGAAAACAGGAGCUGUAACUAUCAAGAGAGGGGAUUGCUGGGUCCUGCGUGGAACCAGAAUCCAGAUACUGCCGGAAAAAAUCAGAAUAAUGGGUUUUCUUCAAGCAAAAGUUUUGGUCAAGAUGUUUCUCAGUUGAAUCAGGGAGGCUGGCAACACCACCAGCAUCUGCAGCAACACCAAAUUCAGAACAGAGGGAGAAAUGUGCAGCCUCUGGGUCUGCCUCAGUCUGCUUGGCCUCCUCUUCGAGUUCAGCCAAAUCAGCACAUGCACCAACACCAUCAACAAUCACACGUUAGUUCAGGCAAGAGAGCUGCUGGAACUGGCGUUUUCUUGCCUCGCAGAUACACCAUUCCCUCCGAUCGUAAGAAGAAAUCAGCUUGCUCCACAGUUCUGGUCCCUGCCAAGGUUGUUCAGCCUCUAGAUUUGAACCUUCAGGAUAGUGAUGCUUGGUUGGCAAGAAAUGGGAUAUUGGUGAAGCAGAAGGGAAAUUUAGGAGCAGCGAGUGUUCUGAAGAAUAAAGAAAUAUGUCUGCCUCAAGAGUGGAUCUAUUAACCCAAGAAUUCAACAUUGAAGCUUACAAGAAAUCAAGAAUCAAUUUUGUUGGACAAACAUAGAAGUAGCAGAUCCAAUUGAAGGAAUCCAAGAAUGCAAUAAGAAAUCCUGUUUUUUUUUUUUUUUAAUGGGAGAUGUUUGAAGCAGUUGUUGAGAAUAGUUGGUUAAUUAGAGGAAGAAAAUAGCAAUAGAGGAAGAAUUUGUAUUUUCAUUGCAGUAGUAAUUAAUAAGCAGAUGAUUUUUAA
Messenger RNA from Manihot esculenta (cassava), 1487 nucleotides. RefSeq lists its product as uncharacterized. The record is from RefSeq and is a predicted model, not a curated record. Bases 283 to 1242 code for a protein of 319 amino acids. Lineage: Eukaryota; Viridiplantae; Streptophyta; Magnoliopsida; Malpighiales; Euphorbiaceae. The transcript has 5 exons.